GUAGGAGAUACCUUUCUUCAGGUUUCCGGACGCACAAGUUACCCAAGCCUUCCCCGGGCAAAAGCAGCCCUCUGUGGCAGUACCUCCUGGAUCACUCCUUGCGGGAGCACCCACUUCUGAAGAAGCUGCGACUGCUCACUGCAGACCAUCCCAGGGGCGGAAUGAUGGUGUCCUGUGACCAGGCUCAGCUUAUGGCGAAUUUGGUCAAACUUAUCAAAGGCAAGAAAGUUAUUGAAAUAGGUGUUUUCACAGGAUAUAAUACUUUGAAUAUGGCCCUUGUCCUGCCGGAUAAUGGCACAGUUAUUGCCUGCGAUAUAAAUGAGGAUUAUGCCAAAAUUGGAAAGCCACUGUGGAAGGAGGCAGGUGUAGACCAUAAAAUUGACCUACGAAUUAAGCCAGCAGUUCAAACACUUGAUGAACUGCUGGCUAGUGGAGAAGGAGACACCUUUGACUUUGCCUUCAUUGAUGCUGAUAAGGAGAGCUGCAACGAGUACUAUGAAAAAUGCUUGCGCCUCGUAAGGAAAGGGGGAAUAAUAGCGAUUGAUAAUGUCCUUUGGGGUGGGAAGGUGCUAAACCCAAGCAAGGAUGACCUGGCAGCGCAGAGCAUUCACCACCUCAACGAGAAGCUUCUCAGGGAUGCGCGAGUCAGCAUCAGCAUGAUCCACAUGGGGGACGGAGUGGCCUUAGCGUUCAAGCUGUAACUGCAGGAAGCCCAGCAGAUGGAAAACAGCAAGCAGCACCAAUCAUCGGGAAAGAUAAGGGUGGAACACU
Molecule: messenger RNA, 771 nt
Organism: Tinamus guttatus (white-throated tinamou)
Lineage: Eukaryota; Metazoa; Chordata; Aves; Tinamiformes; Tinamidae
Source: RefSeq, a predicted model, not a curated record